Poeciliopsis prolifica (blackstripe livebearer) is the source of this 5460-nucleotide messenger RNA. RefSeq names its product C-type lectin domain containing 16A (gene clec16a). The transcript is spliced from 24 exons. Gene Ontology annotation, biological process: regulation of autophagosome maturation; endosome to lysosome transport; endosomal transport. Gene Ontology annotation, cellular component: late endosome; endolysosome membrane. NCBI's taxonomy places the organism in Eukaryota, Metazoa, Chordata, Actinopteri, Cyprinodontiformes, Poeciliidae. The record is from RefSeq and is a predicted model, not a curated record. Bases 455 to 3829 code for a protein of 1124 amino acids.
UUCGGAGUGGCGAGUUCGACUCGGAAACCAAUACAAGUUUGACUUUGAACUGGGUUUUUUUCUAAGAGAAAUAAUGCUUUUAUAACUUAAUACAAAAAUGGGAAAAGUGUUAAAUAAUUUGCAAUAUAAAAUAAUUGUUAUAGAAUUGUUGGAACAUUAGUAUACUGUCACUAUUCUUAUCCUCAUUCUUUUUCAAAUCCAUACUUUAAAUUGGUUUCCAAGGAUACCUGCCACGCACAAUAUGACAGAGGCCCUGAUUCGUCGAUGAGAACGCCAACUCCCAGAAUGCCCCAUUACGCAGUGCGCCCCUUCCGCUGCCGUCUCCGCCCAUCUUCCUCUGUUUGCUAAGCAGGUAUCGGUGCAGGGGAAAGUGGGUGCUAUGGAUCAACGCAGUCCCUGACAUUGGCAAAUUAGCGUAACUAUCUGGACAACAGCGCCAUUGAAAACCGCCACCAUGUUCGGCCGGUCACGGAGUUGGGUUGGAGGACAGAGUAAAACGAAGAACAUCCACUCCUUGGACCAUUUGAAAUACAUGUACCAUAUUCUCACCAAAAACACGACUGUAACGGAUCACAACCGAAACCUGCUCGUCGAGACCAUCCGCUCCAUCACAGAGAUCCUCAUUUGGGGAGAUCAGAAUGACAGCUCUGUGUUUGACUUUUUCUUGGAGAAGAACAUGUUUGUCUUUUUCUUGAACAUCCUGCGUCAGAAGUCUGGUCGCUACGUCUGUGUCCAACUACUUCAGACCCUCAACAUACUGUUUGAAAACAUCAGCCAUGAGACUUCAUUAUAUUAUCUGUUGUCGAACAACCAUGUCAACUCCAUCAUCGUCCACAAGUUCGACUUUUCAGAUGAAGAGAUAAUGGCUUACUAUAUUUCCUUCCUCAAGACUCUGUCUCUGAAGCUGAACAACCACACUGUGCACUUCUUCUACAAUGAGCACACUAAUGACUUUGCCCUGUACACCGAAGCCAUUAAGUUUUUCAACCACCCAGAAAGCAUGGUUCGCAUCGCAGUUCGCACCAUCACACUCAACGUCUACAAAGUGGACAACCAGCACAUGCUGCACUACAUUCGAGAUAAGACAGCGGUUCCAUAUUUCAGUAACUUGGUCUGGUUUAUCGGCAGCCAUGUGAUCGAACUGGACAAGUGUGUGCAGACAGAUGAAGAGCAUAAGAACAGAGGGAAGUUAAGUGACCUGGUAGCGGAGCACUUGGACCACCUGCACUACCUGAAUGACAUCCUCAUCAUCAACUGUGAAUUCCUCAACGACGUGCUAACCGACCACCUCCUUAAUCGUCUCUUCCUGCCCCUCUAUGUCUACUCUUUGGUCAGUCCUGUGACGUCUGAAGAGCGGAAGAUUAAUCCCCAGGUGUCGCUUUACCUGCUGUCUCAAGUGUUUCUAAUCAUCCACUAUCAGCCCCUGGUCAACGCCCUUGCAGACGUUAUUCUCAAUGGAGACCUCUCUGUUUUCAGUUGCCAGCCAGAUGUUCACAGCACACACAAAAACAUGCAUGCCACCGCAGCAGGUGUGCGCCGCUUCGUCAAACCCCCAGAGUCUCUGGAGCGGUCGCUGGAAAUGUCUCGCCACCGAGGCCGCAAAAGAACUCAGAAAAGGCCGAAUUACAAAAACCUGGGCGAGGAGGACGACGACAGAGCAGGGGGCGGCGGCAGCAGUUGUGCAGGAGAGGUGGAGGAGGGCUGGGAUGACGACAGCGGCAGAGGAGGAGAGAGGGAGAAGGGAAAAGGUACAGAGGGAUUAGGAGGAGGAGGAAGUGGGUGCUCUAAGGGAGGCAGAGCGAGUGGAGAGAUGGCGGAAGAAAUUGAGAUGGUGGUGAUGGAAAAGUGUAGAGCAUCAGAACUGACUGAACAGAACAUCACCGAUGAAGAGAAGACCGCUGCUGCCACUCGAACACACACAGAAAGAAGCAGGCCGUUCCUGGACAUGGUGUACAGUGCCUUGGAGUGCACCAAUGAUGACUACCACGCUCUGUUUGUGCUCUGUCUACUCUAUGCUAUCUCACACAGCAAAGGUGUGAACCGUGAUCUCCUGGAGCGUCUGCAGUUGCCGGUUCCCGACCAGGAGAGAGGUUCUUACAGCGUGGUGCUUGUGGAAAGACUGAUCAGAAUAAUGAACCAGGCAGCAUUGCCAGAUGGGAAAGUUCGACUCGCAACACUUGAGCUGAGCUGCCUUCUGUUGAAGCAGUCAGUUUUGUCGGGAAGCCACUGUAUAAUUAAAGAUGUCCAUCUAGCCUGCCUCGAGGGUGCCAGAGAAGAAAGUUUGCAUUUACUGCGGACCUUUUACAAGGGUGAAGAAAUCUUUCUGGACAUGUUUGAAGAUGAAUACAGAAGCAUGACGAGUAAACCUCUGAAUGUGGAAUACCUAAUGAUGGAUGCCUCCAUACUGCUGCCGCCCACCGGCACCCCUCUGACGGGUAUCGACUUUGUAAAGAGACUACCUUGUGGAGACGUAGAGAAGACCCGCAAGGCUAUUCGAGUGUUCUUCAUGUUGCGGUCAUUGUCACUACAGCUUCAGGGAGAACCAGAAACUCAGCUCCCCUUGACCCGACCCGAAGACCUAAUCAAGACAGAUGAUGUCUUAGACCUCAAUAACAGUGACUUGAUAGCAUGUAUGGUGGUCAGCAAAGAUGGCAGCCAAGCCCAGAGGUUCCUGGCUGUAGACGUGUACCAGAUGAGUCUCGUUGAACCAGAAACCAAACGUCUUGGUUGGGGAGUAGUCAAGUUUGCCGGCCUUUUGCAGGACAUGCAGGUGUCUGGUGUUGAGGACGACAGCCGAGCUCUGAACAUCGUCAUUCAUAAACCGAGCUCCAACCCUCACGCCAAGCCCCUGCCAAUUCUGCAGGCCAACUUCAUCUUCGCCGAUCACAUCCGCUGCAUCAUCGCCAAGCAGAGGCUCGCCAAGGGUCGCAUUCAGGCUCGACGCAUGAAGAUGCAAAGGAUUGCAGCUCUGUUGGACCUGCCGGUGCAGCCCAGUGCUACGGAGGUGAUGGGUUUCAGUCAGACCGCCAGCGCCUCUCCCAGCGGCCUGCCGUUCCGAUUCUACGAGCAGUCCAGACGAGCGCCCAAUGACCCCUCUGCCAACAGAUCAGUGUUUGCUUCUGUCGACAAAGUCCCAGGUUUUGCAGUGGCCCACUGUGUGCCGCAGCACAGUCCCUCACCGCUCUCCUCCCCAUCGCCUCCCUCCAGUGGCAGUGGAAGCACUGGGAGAUGUGACUCUGUUACUGCAAGCACUACGUCUGUUCAGAGCCCGUCAGACGAUUGUGCGUAUUUGGAGCACACUCCGUCCUCUUCUUCAGGCGGUGAAGGUGAAGGAGGAGGCGGAGAAGCCCCAUCUACUCCUUCAAACCCGGUCGCGGCUCCAGCCCUGGCGCCGAGCCUCACCCCGGCCUCCCAGCCCACCAUCUCCCUGCUGACGGACAGCAACACCGACACCUUGAGCGUGGAGUCGCUCACACUGCUGCCCCCUGCAGACUCCCCGCACCUGCAUCCGUACGCUGUGGCCCACUGCCUACAGAGACCUGAAGCCUCCAUAAUGGAGGAGGAGGAGGAGAGAGAGGCUUGUACGGAAAGAGAAGAGGAGCUGCAGGAAGAGGAUGGGUCGCUGAUGGACGAGACGGAGACGGAUGCUACGGUUAAAGACGAAACUACUGAAACAACUGACUUGAUCACGCCUACUGACGAAGGUCCCGACGGAGCAGACCAGCAAGGUGAGGAUGCAUCUCUAGAGGACGAAAGAGAGAGCACAACAGCAACAGAGUCUGUGGAGACGACACACGCCCAAGCAGCAGAGUCGCCUGAACUGGAUUAAACAGCCUGACAUUUCUAUGUUCACGCACACACACACACACACACACACACUGAACACUGUACAGCAUGGUGGGUGGACUGUCCAAUCCUCACUGCAGUGUGUUUUCAUGACAGCAUCUACGGGGAUGUUUGGAUGUGAUUGUAAAUAGUCCCAGGAUGCAUCGGGAGGAACCUCCUAAUUUGUGUUUGCACAUGAAGAAAGACACUUUUUCCCCUCUCAGAGAACAAAGACAGACACUGGUCAGAGCCCAGAAAGGCUCAAGCACAUUGUUUUCUGAGCACUCGAGUGCGUCUGCUCAAGAUUUAUCAAGCGCGUGUCGAGACGCGCAACCAGCAAGCGUUUUCUAUUUAUUCUGAUUGUUCAUCAUUCAUACACCACAUGCUGAUAAUCAGAACAGGUUUCCCUCUUUUUCUGACAUAUUUCAGUUCACAUAACAGGGCAGCAAUGUUCACUACUGUGUACACACACACACACACUCUCUUGCCUUUUCACAGCAGCAUGUAAGAGCUGUUUCUACCACCCUAAACCACACUUGAUUUUUUUAUUUUUUUUUCUGUGUGGAAAAUAGCAUGAAGGAAGAUGAUCAGGAGCAGCCACCAGUUCUCAAAUUAAUAUAUGUUGACCUGGUUUUCAACUUCCACUCCAUUCUUUUGUUAGUGGUCUACUUUUAGAGGUGAAUCGCAGAGUAUGCCAGACGUACAUAGUUGAAUAAAAACAGCAUCUUAGAUCACCCUGUUAUUUAUUAAUUUACUGUAUCAGUUUCAUUAAUGCUAAGUCUGUGUUAAGAAGAUAGGAUUGUAUGUUUUUAUCUUUUAAAUAUCUGGGUCGAAAUGGACGAAUGCUCUAACAUCCCUAAGGCUUUUUCUAAGUGUGAUUGCUUAGAGACAUUUUGCUCGUCUUGUCGGAGUGAUUGGUUAACCCCGUGUUCUUUUUCUUCCUCAGAACCCAUACGCUGAGGUCAAACUGCUUCUUAGCUUCCUACUUUAAUCAGAUGACUGAAGCUGCACUACUGCAAUAACCUUAAAACUAACCAAUAUAAGGAGAGAUGAAUGUAGCGUUUCACUUUUCUCUCGAUUAAUGUUCGUUUUCAACUUCUGUUUACAUUUCUUUAGAACAAAGCACACUUGGAUUGUUUAAAUCUCCAAUUAAUCCCUUUUACCUUCUGUUGAUUCCCACGCUUUCUAUUCUUCAGCUCAGUUGGUUUUUUUUAAUGUUUUUUUUUAGCAUUUUUUGUGCCAUCAGAACACAAUGUAGGUCUUAAUGCUUUACUAAUCUUAUUUUUUGACUAAAUCCAGAGCAAUACUGUCUUUUAUGGGUCUGUCUCUUAAUCUUUUCAUUCUACUUAGCAGAAUGGUGAUGAUGAUGGUGAUGAUGAUGGUGGUCACCCGCACGCUGAAGAGCCCCUGCGCAGUGUGUGGACUUGAAGGGGGGGUUGGGGUUUUAGGAGCAUGUCAUCAUGUGCCUAAAACCAAAACCACAACAUGCCGUUAGGACCCUCCAUUGCUGUCUGAUUGUAGUGUGUGAGUGUGUUUGAUAUGUUUGUACGCCCUGUAAAUGCUCUGUGCUUUAAAACUUGUAAGUACUGUAAGUUAAUGAAUUAAAACAGAGGAAUAAAGAACCGCAAUAAAUUA